This is a messenger RNA of Staurois parvus, 513 nucleotides long. The record is from the annotation of a GenBank genome assembly. Lineage: Eukaryota; Metazoa; Chordata; Amphibia; Anura; Ranidae.
UCCAGUAGCCGCAUCGAGCUGGGGGAUGUGACUCCACACAACAUAAAACAGUUGAAAAGGCUGAACCAGGUCAUCUUCCCAGUCAGCUACAACGACAAAUUUUACAAGGACGUCUUGGAAGUCGGGGAGCUUGCAAAACUUGCUUAUUUCAACGACAUUGCAGUGGGAGCAGUAUGCUGUAGGGUGGAUCACUCCCAGAAUCAGAAGAGACUGUACAUCAUGACCCUGGGGUGCUUGGCACCGUAUCGCAGGCUAGGAAUAGGCACAAAGAUGCUAAAUCACGUCUUAAACAUUUGUGAAAAAGACGGCACCUUCGACAACAUUUAUCUACACGUCCAGAUCAGCAACGAGUCAGCCAUAGAUUUCUACAGGAAAUUUGGCUUUGAAAUCAUCGAAACAAAGAAGAACUAUUACAAGAGGAUAGAGCCGGCCGACGCACACGUCCUGCAGAAAAACCUCAAAAUCUCCACCACCGCCUCGCAGAACGCAGACGUGCAAAAAAGCGAAAAUUAA